Messenger RNA from Cladophialophora immunda, 2195 nucleotides. Its product is annotated as pyrimidine 5'-nucleotidase. Gene Ontology annotation, molecular function: nucleotidase activity. The coding region runs from base 162 to 881 and encodes 239 amino acids. The transcript is spliced from 2 exons. NCBI's taxonomy places the organism in Eukaryota, Fungi, Ascomycota, Eurotiomycetes, Chaetothyriales, Herpotrichiellaceae. Gene Ontology annotation, biological process: pyrimidine nucleobase metabolic process; nucleotide catabolic process. The record is from RefSeq and is a predicted model, not a curated record.
GUCAUAGAUUGCAUCCACGUAUAUAUCACGACUUCGGUGGCCGACUGUUACUCGUCCUUUUUGGAGCAACGCACUCAUUCUUGGUUUCAUAGAAUCCCCUUUGUCUUGAAUUCUCACCAUAGCGCUCUAUUGGCACCAUAGAUCUCCUUGCACCUACUGCCAUGGGCUCAGUCCAACCCGAAACCGCCGACAAGCGGGCUAUUUUCUUCUUCGAUAUCGACAACUGCCUGUAUGCGAAGUCCAGGAAAGUCCACGACCACAUGGCACUCCUAAUCAACAAAUACUUUGUGACCCAUCUCGACAUGUCGGCCGAGGAGGCGACAUACUUACACCACAAGUACUAUAAGGACUACGGCUUAGCUAUCGAGGGUCUGUCGCGCUUCCAUAAAAUCGAUCCGCUAGAUUUCAAUCGAGAAGUCGAUGAUGCACUACCCCUGGACGAGCUUCUGUCACCGCAUCCCGAAACGAGAGCGAUGCUGGAGUCAUUCGACAAAUCAAAAGUCAAAUUAUGGCUGUUUACGAAUGCGCACAUUACCCACGGCAUGCGUGUCGUCAAGCUAUUGGGCAUCGACGAUCUCUUCGAAGGAAUCACAUACUGCGAUUAUUCUCAGACGCCACUCGUUCCAAAGCCACUCCCGGAGAUGUUCACCAAGGCAGAGCGGGAAGCUGGCGCGUCCUCGGAGACGCCCAUCUACUACGUGGACGACUCUUAUCUAAACUGCCGAGCAGCAUACACACGUGGAUGGACAAAUACAGUUCAUCUUGUCGAGCCGGGCGUGCCCGACCCACCGGAAAAGGCGAGCAAACAUCAAAUCAGCGAUCUUUCACAACUUCUGGAUCUAUUUCCUGAACUUCUGAAAGCGAGUAAUGGUUCGGUAUGAGGAGAUUGGGUACUAGAAUAUGGUACACUUUUAAAAUACGAAAUGUGCUUGAACGCUAGACAGAUAUGAGGGGAAUUUCCUCCAAAAAGCCAUGAUGGUCGUCAAAUCAUGAUGUCAAACAAAAGAAAAGACAAAAGCUUUUGCUACUCAUGCAACGGGCAGCAAUCGCCGUCUUCCGGACAGAUCACUGGGACAGAAUUUCCAAGCACCAGCAUACUUCUUCGCAUGCCAAUUCCUGAUCACAGCCUCGAUGACCCAAGGUACGUUGGGGAAGCCACACUUCUCUCCGUCGAUAGUGAAGGAUUUAUCCUGGCACCCUAGUGUCCAGGGGGCGUCGGUGUACAGGCUGUUGUCCUUGGUGGCCAUAUGCUCCGCGUGCUUCCAGAUCUUUAUCAACUCCUUGCCAUCCAAAGUAUGAAGAUUUGCGAGGGUAGGGAUCUCAUCGUGCAGAUGCUGGAUAAGAUUGGGCGCAAAGGACUCGAUGAUGUGACGAAGUGUGGCUCCAUUGUACUCGGCUGGCUUGGUGAUGAAGACAUAUUUUUGAAAGAUGGUGAGUCCCUCGGCAAAUGAGUCGUGGCCUUUGGUGUUCUCUUCCAUUGCACCGGGUUGUCCCAGCAACUUUUCAAUAGCCGGGAACAUAUAAUCGUCCUCGACAUGAUGAUGGUGGUUCAAGGUGUUGAAGAGCAUUUGGUUGAAGAGAAGGAAGUCAGCGGCUUCCUGUGUGUCAGGCUGGACCAGCACUGCCUGGUUCCAUGAAGCAUUCAGGGCACGGAUGAUGGUGUUGUGGAUCUGGGCCAUUUGACGGGCACACCAGAAGGCUGGGUGAUCCUUUGGCACGGAAGCAGGAAUGUUCUCCAGGUGGAUGGUGGCGAUCAAAGGAUAAUGGUCGUCAACGUAACGAGGCACUUGCAUGCCGAGCUUCGACAAAACACUGGUCGACGUUGAGGUUUGUGACCCCGCGGAAGACGAGGCUGUGCGAUUUGAUCGGACGGAGUUGGAAGAGCGAAGAGAUGAAGCCGACGACUUUUCCAUCUUGGAGACAUAAAGUUGUCGCUCAGCCUCUGAUAGAUAGAGAAGAUGAGAAUAUCUUUUCUGAGUAGGCGACUUUGACCGGGACCGAGUCGGCGAAGAGGCGGUUCGGGGAGUAGGCUCCCUUAUGAUGGGAACAGUCUGCAUAGUGUCGUAUUGGAAUGUUAGCUGUCUUGGUGCCAAAGUUCUCUGCAGAUAUUUUGUCCAGGCUUGCAGAACCUUUGGUAUUGAUAUCAGAGGACAGUUAGUUAAAUUGUGGGAAGUCGUAUGAUCAGGCUAGGGAAU